GCAGCCAGUAUUUUAACGCGAAAUUUUGUAAACCCGACUAGAAUAAGUUUUUGAUAUACCACGUGCAAACCCCGUGGAACUUCCUUUUCUGAUCGGAUCACAAACCAAAUCAACAUGCCUUUAGCAAAAGAUUUACUUCAUCCCAGUGCAGAGGAGGAGAAGAGAAAAUGCAAGUUGAAGAGACUGGUCCAAAGUCCAAACAGCUACUUCAUGGACGUCAAAUGUCCAGGCUGUUACAAAAUAACCACAGUUUUCAGUCAUGCACAGACAGUGGUUUUGUGUGUUGGUUGCAGUACAGUACUGUGUCAGCCUACAGGCGGUAAAGCCAGGCUCACAGAAGGCUGUUCCUUCAGACGAAAGCAACACUAGACUGAAAGAAGAAAAAAAAGAAACGUGUAGAGGAUUGAUUGCAAUGGUUAUAUUGUGAUAGACUGUGCUACAGUAUCAUUGUGUUAGACUGGUCACUUUGUCAUUCUGAUAGACUGUGUCAUAGACUGUGCUAAACUUUCAUUUUGACAGACUGGUUCAGUCAAUAUUUCUCUUUUCUUUAUGCCAUUAUUUAAAAUACCAUUAAAAUCAGUCAUCUACAUGAAAA
Mercenaria mercenaria is the source of this 595-nucleotide messenger RNA. Its product is annotated as 40S ribosomal protein S27. Gene Ontology annotation, molecular function: RNA binding; structural constituent of ribosome. Gene Ontology annotation, cellular component: ribosome; cytosolic small ribosomal subunit. NCBI's taxonomy places the organism in Eukaryota, Metazoa, Mollusca, Bivalvia, Venerida, Veneridae. The record is from RefSeq and is a predicted model, not a curated record. Gene Ontology annotation, biological process: translation; ribosomal small subunit assembly. The transcript is spliced from 4 exons. The coding region runs from base 115 to 369 and encodes 84 amino acids.